ACAAAGGGCUAGAUUAGAGGAGCGGAAAAAUAGGAAGCUGCUGAUUGAAGAAGAGGAAAUGAAAGCCCGAGCUUAUGAAAAAAAGCGAAGGGCACAGGAGAUCAGUCUGGAUAGAAGUUUGAAGUAUCAGAUGAGAAUCUUUGAUGAGGAACCCCAAGUUUGUGAAGAGAUUUUCAGGGAGGAAGAGGAGGAAGAGGAAGAUAAACUACCAGAAUUGACACCUGACAUGCAAAUGCUGAUUGACAGAGCAUUGCGACCAGGGAAUCCAAAUGAAGUGUUGUCAGAAGACUUCCGUCUUCAGAUAACCCGCAGAGACAUUGUAACUUUGAGUGGGCUUAACUGGUUGAAUGAUGAGGUAAUCAAUUUCUACAUGAACUUACUCAUGAGGAGUGGUGAAAAGGGUGAGAGAGCCAAACUGUAUGCCUUCAACACAUUUUUGUAUAGUAAAGAUGAGGUUUUCAGCAGUCGCAGGUGUAUAGUGAUGUGGUUAUUUGCCGUAUUGAUUAUGUGUCAUCCCAAUAGUGAUGUGGCGUUCAUUGGUGCUUGUGUUGCCGACAUGGUAAAGAAGGUCAUCACUUACUACGACUCAAUGGGAGCUCAAAACAACCAGUGCCUUUAUGCAGUCUUGCAGUACCUCCAAGAUGAAAGUAAAGCUAAAAAUAACACCACAUUCAAAAGAAACGAGUGGCAAUUGGUGAAUGCAGAGGAAAAUCCCCAACAGAUGAACGGUGGUGACUGUGGUAUGUUCAUGUGCAUGUAUGCAGAGUACAUAACCAGAGGAAAGGAGAUCACUUUUACACAGGAGCACAUGCCCUACUUCAGACGAAGAAUGGUGUAUGAAAUUAUCAGCAAAAAGCUCUUGCAAUAA
This is a messenger RNA of Candidula unifasciata, 868 nucleotides long. The record is from the annotation of a GenBank genome assembly. NCBI's taxonomy places the organism in Eukaryota, Metazoa, Mollusca, Gastropoda, Stylommatophora, Geomitridae.